Messenger RNA from Labrus mixtus (cuckoo wrasse), 1820 nucleotides. RefSeq names its product contactin-2-like. The record is from RefSeq and is a predicted model, not a curated record. Gene Ontology annotation, biological process: T cell activation; interleukin-15-mediated signaling pathway; positive regulation of ERK1 and ERK2 cascade. The transcript is spliced from 8 exons. Bases 119 to 1576 code for a protein of 485 amino acids. Gene Ontology annotation, cellular component: external side of plasma membrane; membrane raft. Lineage: Eukaryota; Metazoa; Chordata; Actinopteri; Labriformes; Labridae. Gene Ontology annotation, molecular function: MHC class II protein binding; protein tyrosine kinase binding.
UAUAAAAAACAAAUCAACCUGAAAACACAAGAGAGAACACAUCAAGCAGAAAGAGAGAUAGAGUAGAGAACAGAUCAGACAGAGGUUCAAGCGAGGAACAAAGUAAAACAACACAAAGAUGCGGUUGGAGUUUUUAAUCCUUGGGAUGAUUACCUGUUUUAUGAAAGGGGCUCAGUGUGAGGCAACUGAGGUGUUUGCUGAAGCAGGCUCUGAAGCUUUACUACCCUGCAAAUGCAGCCCCUCAUCCACCCUUCCCCGUGCCAUCAUCUGGAGCAAAGCCAACAGUGGAUCGUCCCCCAGCACAAUAUGGAGAAUGGAAAGGAGUGGUAUGCAGUACUGGGGCUCUGGCUGGACACAGAAAGGAAUCCAACGUGCACGAUGCACCAACUCCCAGCUUGAAAUAGGCGACUACAGCCUUCAAAUCAACAGUGUGAGGGAGGAGGACGGAGGAUAUUACACCUGCAGAGUCAGUCCAGGAGACCAAGUCCCCCAAAAUCGGGUCUUGCUCAGAGUUAUAAAAGUGACCAUCUCUCCAUCGGUUGCCAUAUGGGGGGAGGAUGUUUCUAUCACAUGUAACGUGACUCCUUGGCCUAAUGCAGCCAAUGUGAAAUGGACUUUGAACAACAGCCCAUUUGUACAUCAGGCUGAAAUGAACUCCAUCAGACAGUCACCUAAAAAGGUUCUGAGGGAAGAGGCAAAUUCGAGAGUAACUGGAAACUGGACCUGUGUCGUGGACUACAAAGGAAAAGUAGUACAAGCUUCUUCAACUCUGACCGUGAACGGAAUCAUCAACCCAUCCACAGACAGUACUAAACUGUAUUCUGCUGUGGGAUCUGAGGCUAACCUCCCCUGUGUGUUGUCCCCUGGUUUAAACCUCUCCAGCUCAGCUUGGGAGAAACUGAAACCUGGGUCCCUUUUCAAACCUGUUACAGGUCACCUUCCCACUACUUUCUCUCCAUCCUCACCAUCUUCCCAGACGCCCUGGGACAUAUCUGCUAGUUUAAAAGAAGUUAAGUUUGAGGAUGAAGGGAAGUAUAGAUGUUCUGCGACCACUGGAGGACAACAGUUGACUCGAAUUAUGCAGCUCGUCGUUGCAAAAAUUGAAAGCAGCGUUGUGUCAAAGAAAAAAGGGUCAGUGACUCUUACCUGCCAACUGACGGACACCAGCGAUGUCACAGACUAUGAAUGGGUUCAUGUGGUCUAUGGUCUUAACGGCACCCAGUCGUUUGGGUCCAUCAAGAAAGGCAAGACUCUUAUUUUAAACAAGGUGUCUGAGGAGAACUGGGAUGAAUGGGUUUGCCGCUUCUACGGGAAACAGGGCAUCUUGGGAAAUGUAACACAUCACUCUCAACUAACGAGUGGCCUGACUGGAGAAAAAUCAUCAGCUGCUUCACCUAACACCGCUGCCAUAGUCGGUCUCAGCUUGCUCCUGCUGGUUCUGCUGCUGAUUUUGGCCCAAAUGUACAAAAACCACCGAAGGAGGAAAAGGAUCUUUCAGUACCCAGCACUGGAGACGAUCGUUCAUACGGCCUCCAAUCAGCAGGAGGAGAGAGAAAGGAGCCGAGGAAAAAAGUAAAAACACAUUUACGAACUGAAAAGUAGCGCUCAUCAGAAGUGAGAUCUUUCUUUUCACGCUUGCAAUAUGUUAGGAGACUUAAGUUUGCACAGAUUUGUAAAUUCAGCUACUUUAAGAGCAGACAUUGUAGCAGUACCAUUGUUGUUUAAAAGCAUGUAUAUUUUUUGCUUACUAGAGUUGCAAUUGUUUCCAAAUAUAAAACUGAAUGUAAAUAAAAAAAUAAAGAUUAUUUGCAAGAAAUAAA